Molecule: messenger RNA, 2877 nt
Organism: Photinus pyralis (common eastern firefly)
Lineage: Eukaryota; Metazoa; Arthropoda; Insecta; Coleoptera; Lampyridae
Product: MICAL-like protein 2
Molecular function (GO): protein binding
Source: RefSeq, a predicted model, not a curated record
UGACUUCUCAAAGCUGAACAAGGAGGACAUUUAUUACAACAACGACUUGGCAUUCCAAACUGCAGAGCGCCAUUUGGGAAUACCGGCUCUCUUGGAACCGGAGGACAUGGUGGAAUAUCCGGUACCCGAUCGCCUAUCAAUUCUCACAUAUCUGUCACAAUACUACCAGACGUUUGUCGUCGCACAAGGAUCUCCAUCAAGAAUUGUUCCUAAACGGCCGAACAAUGCGUCCGUCGGCGGCGUCGUGUCGCCCUCCUCGAAAAGUCCAUCACCGAAGAUUCCCAGACCUAGUGGUGGUGUAGGUCGUAGGGAGCCCUGCGCUAAAUGUCGCCUUCCCGUUUUUAUAGCGGAACGUCUGAGCGUAGGAAAACAACUUUACCACCGAACUUGCUUCCGCUGCGCUCGCUGCAAUAGCCAACUAGCGUUGGCCAACUACUACGAGACCGAAAUCGAAAAUCAGUUCUGUUGCGAGGUCUGCCCUGACGAGGAGAAGCUCCAGCCGGACAAGUCGGUGCUGACUCGGUCGCUGAGCGAUGAAGAGAAAUCGAUUGGUUUGCAAAAAUUCGACGACCAAGAUGAUUACACUUCCGUUUAUGAGACUGCUUUAGACAAGCAGACGGUGACUGACAGCGCACGUUCGGCCUUCUUCACCACUCACCUGGCAGACGAAGAAGUUCCCGAGUUGCCUAAAAGUAUGCCUCCGAUUAUACAACAGACCGAACCACCUGACAUUCAGCGAGUUAGUGAAAGCGUAGUUACCACAGAUAAAGACUUAAGUAAUGAUAGUAACAGUAUUAUUAGUGCACCAUUUGAAUCUUUUGAUAGUGGUUAUCCGUCGAUUCGUCAAGAAGACGCGGUUGUAUAUAGUAGCGAUAAGUUAAGUGACGAUGUUAACAAAAACCAGCAGCAGACUGCCAUUGAAUCGCUGGAUUUUGAGUCGACCAAAGAAACUAAAACUACCAGUAACGAUAAUAGAAUUUCUUUGGUGAAGUCUCGCGCACUUUUAUUCGAAAGUAAACUAACACAAAAUAAUGAAAUUAAAUCACCACAAAAAUCCGCAGUGCCUUUAGAGUCUCCUAUUAUUAAUAGCUUAGAUGAGUCCAUUAAUAGAUUAGACAACCAUAGUGAUGAUAAAAUUGAGCAAGAUGUAAAAACGCCAUCUAGAUUAGAAAACCAUAGUGAUGUAGAAGAUAAACCGAUUAAAGUUGAUCAAGAUUUAACUCCCUCAAGUGUCAAAGACGAAGAAUAUCCAGAGGACCUCAAUCCAUUUGGUGACAACCUUGACGACACCCCAAAGCCUGCAAUUCGAAAGAAAUUCGCCAACAAAAGGGCGAUCGAGCCAAAACCGUACAAUCCGUUCGACGAAGAUGAUGACGACCUCCCAGUCCCAGUUGAGCCCACAAUUCGCGUUAGUACCAAUCCGUUUGAUACAGAUGACGACGAACCAGAGGAGGAAGUACAAAUCAGGCAAAAGCCGGUGCCAUUGCCCAGAAAUUCGAGGAGUUUGGUGAAUACACCCGAACCGAAGCCGAGAAAAUUAUCCUUGCCGGUCUCUAAAGAAAUCUACGGGUCGAGUACUUCUUUAAAUAGUGCCCAUUCCAGUAUCGGUACUUCGAGAAAGAAAAAACCUGCACCAAAACCGCCCACGGAAUCGCCGCGCAGUUCGGUUACAUCAAGUCCCUGCGUCAGCGUGCAACACUCGCCCAAGACUACGCCGAAGAUACGCAAGAACAAAAAAGCUCCACUUCCGCCUACGAUCACCUCCACGCCUGUUACGAAUCUAAACACAAUGAGCUUAAAUAUUUCUGCGAUAUCGCACGACUCGUCUGAUUGGAGUGAUGAGAAAAUUAUGAAAGAUGAAGUCAACAGAAAUCGUCAAAGCCAAAUUAUUAACAGUCCUGAAUCGCCGUUGAGCGAAGAUUACUCGAUACCCAACAAAAGCACCUACGGCAAAUGGAAACGACGCAAAGGUCCAGCGCCCUCGCGCCCGAUUCCACAAAGGAGACACAUCAAUCCUUUACCGAUUGGCGAGAUUAAAAGAGAACUAGAAUUCAUAGAAAUACAACAGCAGGGCUUGGAAAAACAGGGAGUUAAACUGGAGCAAAUUAUUCGGGAGAAAUGCGAAGGGCCCAACGAGCAAUCCAACACGACCCUCUCCCCUGAAGUUGACGAUUUAAUUUUGCAGCUUUUCGACUUGGUGAACGAGAAAAAUGAUUUGUUCCGUAAGCAAGCGGAACUGAUGUAUUUACGCCGACAGCAAAGAUUAGAGGAGGAGUAUGCAGAUUUAGAGUAUCAAAUUCGUUGCUUAAUGUUACAACCGGAAAUUAACAAGACAGACAGUGACAAGGCUAGAGAAGAGGAACUAAUUACUCGUCUUGUCGAGGUCGUGGAGAGGCGGAAUGAAAUAGUUGAAUGCUUAGAAAUGGAUCGAAUUCGGGAGGCGGAAGAGGAUGAUAGCAUAAAUAACCAACUGACUUUAUACACUCUGAAGCGAGAGGAUCUUACUGCGAAGAUGAAGGAUGACCUAAAGCAAAAGAAGAAAAAGAAAGAUAAAAAAUUUAAACUAAGAGGUUCAAAAAAGACUGAUGCGGAUAAAGACGUCGACGAAUCUGAAUGUUCUACUGUCACUAUCAUGAAAGAAAAAAAGAAAAAGAAGUUUAGUAUUUUUUGAAAAUUCAGUUUAAGUAGAAUGCUCAAUUUUUAUUUAUCGACUUUUAUAGCAUUUCUGUUCUUUUUUACUUGUAGGAAAUUUGGUUACUUUUUUGUUACAAAUAAUGCAAUUUAGUUUUUGUGUGCAAAUUGUAUUUUUCUAAAUGUACACAACUCCUGUGAUUAUGUAGAGCAUAUAUCUGAAUACAAUUAUCUGUAAUAUAGUCA